This is a messenger RNA of Pristis pectinata (smalltooth sawfish), 1625 nucleotides long. RefSeq lists its product as uncharacterized. The transcript has 11 exons. The record is from RefSeq and is a predicted model, not a curated record. Lineage: Eukaryota; Metazoa; Chordata; Chondrichthyes; Rhinopristiformes; Pristidae. The coding region runs from base 219 to 1625 and encodes 468 amino acids.
CAGGAACACAAAACCUCACCACAAAUUCAGAGCCCUGGCUUUCGGGCUCUCCGUUCAAGUUUUAUCAGUCGACUAGAAAUGGCAAUUUGCAGUUGGGAAAUCACCUGCUGUUUCUUCUUUAUCUGUGAGAACCGUUUAUUGGCACACAAACUAAGUGUUUGCAAAAUGGAUAAGGAACAUUUCACUUCUGCCUGAAAACAUACCUUUAUACUCUUUGCAUGCGAGGAUACUGGAGUUCCAACAUGCAGAAUAAGCACCGAAAUUCCACUUCUGGGAACAUGACUGGAAUAUACCUCGGAAUGAAAGGGUCACCUCCCCGGUUCAAUCACAUUGCUGCCAUACCACCUCUCUUUCGUAGGCUAAGCCUUUGCCGAGCCAAAACCUCAGUGGAAUAUCAACGCUUUAGAAAAAUUGAAAUGCUGCGAGUGAUCGAGCCCAUGCAAGGUUUCAAAGGUGCUACGGUCAAGGCAAAGGUAAAGUCUGUCAGUCCAGAAGUAGAAUUACACCAUCAGCACCACAAUCGAUCCACUGUGUUAAGCGCCGAGGAACUGAGCAAGUUAGCAAGAAAAGUCUUGAAGGAUUUUGGAAUUCCAAGAGAAAACAACAGUGUCAAUUUGAGCAAAAGAAACAUAAGCCCUAGACUCCUAAGUAGUCGAGGAAAGCUUCUCAAUAGUACCUGCCAGCCAUGCAUCCAAGAAUUAUCUGUUGUCACUAAUUCUGGCAGAAGCAAUGACCACUGCAGGACAACCUUACAAAAACAGGAACUGACUAGGAUCAAACCUUGCCAGAAGGAAAUAUCGGAGAGUGCAAAGCCUAUCCAAUCUGUGAGAAGGAGUCCCAUCAGGCAACUAAGAAGCAGUAAGGCUCAGCAUCUGGCAAUGAACAGGUGUCUUCAGAGUUCUCAGGUGUUUACAAGGACAGAGCAGAGCAGCAGAACUGCAAAAACCUGCUCACAGAACACUACAGAGGACAAAACACUUCUACCAUCAUCAUACGUCAGUGGGAGUCCAUUGCUUCUUCCACGGAUGUCCACUUCUCUUGGAAGAGUCCACUUGGCAGGCCAGUGGGGAUAUAAGAUGCCCAGGCUCAACACAACUUUGGGAAAUGAUCUAAUUUCUAAGACUUUGGAUCUAAAACAGAGGAUAGAUGGCAAUGACACCAGCAAACCGAUUACCAUGGCAACUCCUGUGAAUGGCAAUCGUGUAACAAAUGGAUUGGGAAGGCUGGAUGAAACCAAAAGCAAAUCUUCACACUCAAUAAAAGUAUGUUCUAUCUUCAACUCUGGAGCAAGGACUUCACCCCAUUCAGAAAGAAACGGAGAUUGUCCAGGCAGGAUGAAAGAUGAACAGACUGAUUCAUCUAAAUGCAACAUUCCAGAAAGUUUUGAAGAAGACCACUCAGAACACUUGGAGGUAGAAGGGAGUGAGUUGACAAAGUUGGAGGAUUCAGAAAUACCCAAUACUGAUGAUGAAAAAGACGAUGAAGAAUCACUAGCAACGGACAGUACUGUACAACUCGCGAAACAAAUUGAGGUGAUCAUUAACUUGAAACCAAAGGUGGAAGAAAGCAUUGAAUGUUGCAGUGAGAAAGACCUGCAAAUAAAUUCAGAUGAAGCUCUUGAUUGA